AUGUUCCCCAAACAGACUCUCGUGACCCUCUUGGGAGGUCUGUCGCUGGCUGCUGCUCAGACUUCCUCUGAGCAGUACCCAUCGCAAUCCGAAAUUGAGGCCGCUCAAGCGACAACGCUGCCUUAUUCCCCCGUCUCCAAUGUCGAGGGUUUGGCAUUCAACCGUUUCGUGAACAUUUGGUUGGAAAACACCGACUACCAAGCCGCCUCCAAAGACCCUCAUCUCUCCAAGUUGGCUGAGAAGGGCGUUGUGUUGAGCAACCUCUGGGCCGUCACCCAUCCUUCUCAGCCCAACUAUUGUGCCUCUGCUGGUGGUGAUGACUUUGGAAUGGAUAACGAUGACUUCCGUCAAGUUCCUGCCAAUGUCUCUACCAUUGCCGAUGUCUUCGACACCAAGCACAUCGCCUGGGGUGAGUACCAGGAGCACCUGCCUUACCCUGGCUACCAAGGGUUCCAAUACCCAGAGUCUGGUCCGAAAGACUAUGUCCGCAAGCACAACCCAUUGAUCAUGUUCGACUCUGUGACCCAGAACGCUACGAGGCUCCGCCAGAUCAAGAACUUCACCAACUUCUAUGAUGACUUGGAGAAACAACGCUUGCCCCAGUACAUGUUCAUCACCCCCAACAUGACCAACGAUGCACACGACACCAACAUCACCUUUGCUGGCUCCUGGACCUACCGCUUCCUUGCUGAUCUGCUUGAAAACGAGUACUUCACCAAGGACACUCUGAUUCUCCUUACCUUCGAUGAGAAUGAUACCUAUGAAAUCGGCAACAAGAUCUACAGCUUCUUGGUUGGUGGUGCUGUUCCUGAGAAGCUCAAGAACACCACGGAUGACACCUUCUACACUCACUACUCCAUUGUUUCCUCCUUGUCAGCCAACUGGGGUCUUCCAUCUCUGGGUCGUUGGGACUGCGGUGCCAACCUUCUGAGCUUCUUGGCUGAAAAGACUGGCUACACCAACUAUCAAGUUGACACUAGCAACUUGCAGUUGAAUCAUUCGUACCCGGGCCCCUUGUCUGGAAAUAAAUACUCAACCUAUUUGCCUAGAUGGCCUGUUCCCACGACCAAGGGUGCUUGCUCUGCAGGCCAUGGUAUUCUUGACAUUGUCAAGAACACCUACAAGAACCUCACUGCUACCUAUAACUACACCAGCCCUAUCCCUUACGAUUCCGCCAGUGGAACCAACGUUGGUAUUAAAUAUAGCCGGAAGGUGGUAAGUAGCACCACUCAUUCUGUUUCUGAACUUUACUGA
Molecule: messenger RNA, 1254 nt
Organism: Aspergillus wentii DTO 134E9
Lineage: Eukaryota; Fungi; Ascomycota; Eurotiomycetes; Eurotiales; Aspergillaceae
Product: putative acid phosphatase
Exons: 2
Coding region: 1-1254 (417 amino acids)
Biological process (GO): phospholipid catabolic process
Molecular function (GO): hydrolase activity, acting on ester bonds
Source: RefSeq, a predicted model, not a curated record